Messenger RNA from Malania oleifera, 1045 nucleotides. RefSeq names its product transcription factor TCP20-like. Bases 235 to 795 code for a protein of 186 amino acids. The record is from RefSeq and is a predicted model, not a curated record. The transcript has a single exon. NCBI's taxonomy places the organism in Eukaryota, Viridiplantae, Streptophyta, Magnoliopsida, Santalales, Ximeniaceae. Gene Ontology annotation, cellular component: nucleus. Gene Ontology annotation, molecular function: DNA-binding transcription factor activity; sequence-specific DNA binding.
ACCAGGUUCUACUCUCUACCAAAAGCCCUCUCCACUUCCGCUCCCAACUCUCAAUUCAGAUAAUACAUAUAGAUAUAGAAUCCUUCUCUCUCUCUCUCUCUCUCUCUCUCUCUCUCUCUCCAAUAUAAACCCUAAUGUCACCACUCAAUUGACAAAACAAGAAAAACCCUUCGACUUCGACUUCGACUUCGACUUCGACUUCGAGUCCGAUUUUCUCGCACUCAAUCCGAAAACAUGGAAGAAUCGAAAAUCACCGCCUGCGCCACCGGCGCCGCCGCCCCCAGCAGCAGCAGACCGUCCUUUCAACUCACCAGACGACGUUCUUCCUCUAAAGACCGCCACACCAAGGUCAAUGGCCGCGCCCGCCGUGUCCGCGUCCCAGCCCUCUGCGCCGCUCGCAUCUUCCAGCUCACCCGCGAGCUCGGCCACCGCACCGAUGGCGAGACCAUCGCCUGGCUUCUCCGCAAUGUCAGUCCCUCCGAUUUUCCAUCCGCCUCCGCAGACGCCGCCGUCGCCGCCUCCGUCACGGUGGCGCCCACCAUUACCGCCCCGUCCCCCCCGCCGCUUUCUUCCAUUCCUCUCCCGUCUUCAUUCUCGAGCCCUUCGACUUCGACGCCUUCGCCUCCUUGCGAUGCUCCGCCGAUGGCGCCGGCGCCGGUGAUUCGCCACCUGUCGGCGGAUGAAUAUGAGGGGCAGUUUAGCGCUCGCGAGCUUGAUUUGUUUCCGACGGAAGGUGCGUAUUCGAACAUGUCGUUCACGUCGUUGUUGUUACAGUCGGUGAAUGACGAUAAUUAGCAAAAACCGCCGACGACGUGCUGUUAUGUUAUCUUGUCUCAGAAAACAUUAUUAGGGUUUCUGUAAGAUUUUCGUCCACUUUUUUUUUUUUUUUUCCUAAAUUAAAAUUGUAUUCGAAAUCAUAAAUUUUAAAUCUUGAAUUUAGAUUUGUGUAACACAAAUCUAAAUUCAAGUUCUGCAUUCUCAAGUAAAGAAUUGUACGAUACAAGGAAAUGGGUUUUGUUAAUGAAGGCAGAAAAUCAUUUCACAA